AUGGAUGGCAGUCCUCUACAGGUGCUGACCUUACCUACAGCCCCAUACCCUGACCAGAAACCAGGGACCAAUGGGCUCAGAAAAAAUGUGUAUGUGUUCCAGUCCAACAGGAACUACCUGCACAACUUCAUUCAGAGUAUCUUCUCCUCCAUCGACCUGCGGGACCGGCAGGGGUCCACUGUAGUGGUGGGGGGCGAUGGACGCUACUUCAACAAAACUGCCAUCGAAGUCAUUGUCCAAAUGGCAGCAGCCAAUGGGGUGGGCCGCCUUGUGAUUGGUCAGAAUGGCAUCAUGUCAACACCUGCCGUAUCUUGCAUGAUCAGGAAGAUCAAAGCCAUCGGUGGAAUUCUCCUUACCGCCAGUCACAACCCCGGCGGCCCCAGUGGAGAUUUUGGCAUCAAGUUUAACAUUGCUAAUGGAGGUCCAGCACCAGUGGCUGUCACAAACAAAAUCUUCCAGAUAAGCAGGACCAUUGAGGAGUAUGCUAUAUGCCCUGACCUCAGAGUGGACCUAACAACCCUUGGCAAGCAAAUAUUUGACCUGGAAAACAAGUUUAAACCCUUUACAGUGGAGAUUGUGGACUCAGUGGAGGCCUAUGCCAAUGUGCUUAGGAACAUCUUUGACUUUGCUGUGCUGAAGGAACUGCUCUCUGGCCCGAACCACAUAACCGUCCGCUUAGAUGCCAUGCAUGGAGUUGUUGGUCCAUAUGUGAAAAGGAUACUGUGUGAGGAGCUGGGCUGUCCUGCCAACUCAGCCAUUAACUGUGUCCCUCAGGAGGAUUUUGGGGGCCACCAUCCUGAUCCAAACCUGACUUAUGCCUCCGACCUGGUUGACACCAUGAGGAGUGGCCAGUAUGAUUUUGGAGCUGCCUUUGAUGGUGAUGGUGACCGUAGUAUGAUACUGGGGAGGCAUGGCUUUUUCGUCAACCCUUCAGACUCUGUCGCUGUCAUUGCUGCAAAUGUCUUCUGCAUUCCGUACUUCCAGGUUUCAGGAGUUAGAGGGUUUGCAAGAAGUAUGCCUACCAGCAGAGCGCUUGACCACGUAGCCAGAGCCACCAAAAUCCAAAUGUAUGAGACACCAACUGGAUGGAAUUUUUUUGGGAACCUGAUGGAUGCUGGCUGGCUUUCCCUAUGUGGAGAAGAGAGUUUUGGCACAGGUUCAGACCACAUUCGUGAGAAGGAUGGACUUUGGGCUGUUCUUGCAUGGCUUUCCAUCAUGGCCACUAGGAGGCAGAGUGUUGAGGAGAUAAUGAUCGACCAUUGGCAAACAUAUGGUAGGAACUUCUUCACAAGGUAUGACUAUGAUGAGGUGAAUGCCCACACAGCAGUGGAGAUGAUGCGACAUAUUGAAGCAAUGAUUUUAGGUAAGGCGUUUAUUGGACAGAGGUUCAUAGUUGGGGAGAAGACCUACCAAGUGGAAAAAACAGACAACUUUGAGUACAGUGACCCAGUGGAUGGAAGCGUUUCAAGAAACCAGGGUCUGAGAAUAAUGUUUUCAGAUGGCUCUCGAAUCAUUUAUCGUCUUAGUGGUACUGGAAGUUCUGGGGCAACAGUUCGGCUCUACGUUGACAGCUAUGAGAGAGACCCACAAAAUAUAUUUCAGGACCCACAGGUGAUGCUGGCUGGGCUGGUCACUAUCGCUCUGAAAAUCUCACAACUUCAUGAGAGGACAGGAAGGAGUGGUCCAACAGUCAUCGCAUGA
Chanos chanos (milkfish) is the source of this 1701-nucleotide messenger RNA. RefSeq names its product phosphoglucomutase-1-like. The transcript has 11 exons. Lineage: Eukaryota; Metazoa; Chordata; Actinopteri; Gonorynchiformes; Chanidae. Gene Ontology annotation, molecular function: magnesium ion binding; phosphoglucomutase activity. The coding region runs from base 1 to 1701 and encodes 566 amino acids. The record is from RefSeq and is a predicted model, not a curated record. Gene Ontology annotation, biological process: carbohydrate metabolic process. Gene Ontology annotation, cellular component: cytosol.